Messenger RNA from Spea bombifrons (plains spadefoot toad), 1281 nucleotides. Its product is annotated as dual oxidase maturation factor 1-like. The transcript is spliced from 7 exons. Gene Ontology annotation, biological process: protein transport. NCBI's taxonomy places the organism in Eukaryota, Metazoa, Chordata, Amphibia, Anura, Pelobatidae. Bases 79 to 1008 code for a protein of 309 amino acids. Gene Ontology annotation, cellular component: endoplasmic reticulum membrane. The record is from RefSeq and is a predicted model, not a curated record.
UUUAGCGAGAGCACUGUCAGAAUGGGAGGUUAUAGCUCAGAAUGCAGUUUGAGAGCUCCAUAAAAUAGGGAAUUCAUCAUGCACAGCACUUUUCCAUUUUAUUCCCAACCCCGAACCCCUUUUAUGUAUGACACCAAAAUUGUUGAAAUUGUCGUCAUUUGCAUUGUCACAACAUGCACUUUCAUCAUCAUAUUGCCUGGAAUUAGAGGAAAGCAGAGACUCUCCUGGCUUUUGAAAGUAUUGACAAGUUUAUUCAUUGGAGCUGUGAUUUUAGCUGUAAACUUCACCAGAGACUGGGAGGUAGGAUCAGUGACAACCACAACUGUGUACAAGUCUUUCAGCAAUGCAAUGGUCAAUGUCAGUAUCGGACUGUGGGUUGGUUUAAAGGGCGUAAAUAUUACUCUGUCAGGAAUUCCUAUUCAACAACUUAAUGAGACCAUUAAUUACAAUGAGGAAUUUGACUGGGAUUCAGGAAUGCACUUUGAAAAAGAUUAUGAAGAGAGUUUAGAAAGAGGACUGCCAAAUCCAAUUUUAUAUGUAGCUGAAAAAUUCACCAUGAAUAGUCCAUGUAGACUUCAUCAACAAUAUAGCAUAUCUGCCUACUAUUCAUCUGCAUUAAUGUGGCUAGCUUUUUGUUCAUGGAUUUUCUGCAAUUUACUCUUCUCUAUGCCGGUACUAAUCUAUGGGAUUUAUAUGAUGUUUGCCACCGCCUUGUGCAUUCUGAUCUCCCUCAUAUCAUUUGCAAGUGUUAGUCAGACAAAAUGCAGCAUUCAGUUUGGCAUUGCUGUCCUCCAAACAAGAUUCGGACUCUCUUUCUGGAUAAGUUUAGGAACAGGUACAUUUUGUCUCAUAUUGAGCCUGGUGCUCAUAACAGUAUAUAUUGCAGACCAAAAUAUCCUGAGACGUUUUUUCAAUGAUAUAGAUGUGGCAAAGGACUUAACAUCCAAUAAAGAAGAAGGAAGCCUAUUGGAUGACAAUCGGACUAUAAUGUUGCAUGAGAUGUUAUGAGUAAUACUGGUGUGAUGUACCUGGGUUGUUUACUUUGGCAGUUUUUUACAUAUACCUACGUAUUAGGUGAGCCAUAAAACAAUACAUGUCACACCCCAAAGUUAAUUGCUUCAGAAGAAAAACACAGCAACAUCUCUAUGGAACAUUAACUAAUAAAAUCUCUGGAGUUUACUAUAUAAAAGAUAUGGGAACUAUGCAAGGAACUUCUAAAGAAAGGAAACGAUUAUAAAGAAACUUGAGAAAAUAAAAAUAGUGUGAUGGCUACUGAAAAAA